Molecule: messenger RNA, 2133 nt
Organism: Rana temporaria (common frog)
Lineage: Eukaryota; Metazoa; Chordata; Amphibia; Anura; Ranidae
Gene: GJA8
Product: gap junction protein alpha 8
Exons: 1
Coding region: 40-1872 (610 amino acids)
Biological process (GO): cell communication
Cellular component (GO): connexin complex
Source: RefSeq, a predicted model, not a curated record
UUUUCUAUUUUCUGUGUAUUUAUUUGCAGCUUGUAGACAAUGGGAGACUGGAGCUUUUUGGGGAAUAUAUUGGAGGAGGUGAAUGAGCACUCCACUGUAAUUGGUAGAGUUUGGCUCACUGUCCUAUUUAUUUUCCGGAUCCUCAUUUUGGGAACAGCUGCCGAGUUUGUAUGGGGGGAUGAACAGUCUGAUUUUGUAUGCAACACCCAACAGCCUGGUUGCGAGAAUGUCUGCUAUGAUGAGGCCUUUCCUCUGUCCCACAUCAGAUUGUGGGUCCUGCAGAUCAUCUUUGUCUCCACACCAUCGCUGGUAUAUGUGGGGCAUGCUGUACACCACGUGCGGAUGGAGGAGAAAAGAAAGGAGCGAGAAGACGCAGAAAUGAGUAGGCAGCAGGAAAUGAAUGAAGAGAGGCUGCCGCUGGCUCCUGAUCAAGGGAGCAUCCGAACCACCAAAGAAACAAGUGCUAAGGUUACUAAGAAGUUUCGGCUAGAAGGAACCCUCCUAAGAACCUACAUCUGCCAUAUUAUCUUCAAGACAAUUUUUGAGGUGGGCUUUGUGGUCGGCCAAUAUUUCCUGUAUGGUUUCCGGAUCCUCCCACUGUACCGUUGCAGCCGUUGGCCUUGCCCGAACACGGUAGAUUGCUUUGUUUCCAGGCCUACAGAAAAGACUGUGUUCAUAAUGUUCAUGUUGGCUGUAGCGGCAGUGUCACUUUUUCUAAAUGUGAUAGAGAUCAGCCACUUGGGCUGGAAAAAGAUCCGUCUUGCAUUCCAAAGGUCCGCGGAUCAUCAACAACAGCUGCUGGGAGAAGUUUCUCAGAAGCCCCUGCACUCUAUAGCCAUCUCUUCCAUUCCAAAGUCUAAGGGCUACAAACUGCUGGAGGAAGAAAAGGUUGUCUCCCAUUUCUACCCAAUGACUGAAGUGGGAUUAGAAGCUAGCCCAUUUCCUACUCAAUUUAACAGCUAUGAAAAAAGCAGCACAGGACUCUUGGAAGACAUCUCAAAGGCUUAUGAUGAAACUCUUCCCUCCUACCGCCAAGCUGAAGAGCAAGAGGUGGUGAAAGUGCAAGUGGCCGAGACCUUAGAACAAACUCCAUCUGAACGAGCUCCAUCAGUGAGGGCUCCUUCGGUGCGUGCCCUCUCUGAACGUGUUCCCUCUGAGCGUGCCCUUUCCGAAAGAGCACCAUCACGCGCAGUUUCUGACCGCGCAGGCUCAGAGCAUGCUCCUUCUGAACAUGCAUCCUUUAUGAGAGUACCUUCUAACAAUGCACUCUCUGAAAGAGCACCCUCAGAGAGAGCCAUCUCCCGUGCUGGUUCGGAUCAUGCCCCUUCUGAACGAGCUCCCUCUCGGGUAGCAUCUGAGCUUGUACCCUUAGAGAGAGCUCCUUCUCGGACCAAUUCUGAACAUGCCCCUUCUGAGAGAGCUCCAUCUCGAGCUGUUUCUGAGCAUGCUCUCUCAGACCGAGCUCCAUCACAAGCUAUUUCUGAGCAUGCUCUCUCAGACCGAGCUCCCUCACAAGCAGCAUCAGAGCAUGCUCCAUCUGAACAUGCACCUCCUGAGCAAAUGCCUUCUCGAGCAGCUUCCAAUGUCCAGUUAAAUGAUGCUCCUGUAGAAAGCACCCAAGAAAUUGAUAGCUCACCUUUAGAAAUUGAGCGUACCCCCUCAAGGGCUCUCUCAGACCACAUCGGUACUGUUCCUGCCCCAUCAGAUCAUGGGUUUUCUCAACCUGUGCCUCCAGAAUCAGAAGUUUUUGAACCAGAACCUACAGGCCUUGAGUUGCCUCUACUAAGUUUUGAAUUAUUUCCAGAUUCCCGGUCCCUCAGUAGAUUAAGUAAAGCAAGCAGCAGGGCCCGAUCAGAUGAUUUGAUGGUAUGAAGAGAAAGUGAUAAUAAAAGGAGUAUAAGAAAGGUCUCAGUAGAGAAGUCUAAGUGAUUUGGAUAUUCAGUUACCAAAGGAUGUUUUAGAGGAACAUGCAGAAGGUUUUUGAGAAAAGUGCUUCCCAGGUGACCAUAUUUGAGGUGUUUUGUAAAGCCUUGUAAAGACAUGUCUUUAUAUCAGGAAAAGAAAAACAAAUAGCAUUAGUUUUAACUGAUGCAUUUUGUAGAAUUAGACAAUCAUGCUAUCCAUUUUUUUUAA